AUGUCAUCUUCACUCUCUAUUCUCCUCGCGUCAGCCGCGAUGGCUGUUGCGCAGACUACCACCUUGGACAUACUCUUCCCAGUGGAAGGAAUCAAGACUAUGUACGGCGCGGUUGUUGAUGCCAAUCCCGAGGUCACGACAUUCGCUCUUCACUGUGGCGAGCAUGUCGAAAAUGUGCAGUGUCACAUACUUGGCACUCAGACGGUGGUCCAGGGUCCAUCCACCCUCUCCAUUCAGUACUCUUUCGCUGGGGAUAAAGAGGCUGGCUAUUUCUCUGAAGACCUUGCGUGCAAACUCGACAGGGAGAAGGGUGCCGCCACCUGCCACAUCGACAUUGCCUCGGAAGGCAGCAAGGGCAAGACUGUGUUGACUUCUCUCAUCACCACCAACACGGAGCUGGCAUCUCUCAUGAUUCCUGCUGUCAUCACCGAGGGCAUCGACAAGCUUGAGAACCCGACCACUCCUUCUCCGGCAUCCGCAACUUCAACGGCGACCAGCUCAAAGGUGGAGGAGACUUCUGUAUCUGAAGGGAGCUUGAGCGCGGCGCAUGAAAGACCAGCUGCGUCGUCUCCGGUGGUUGAAACCAACAGUGCUUGGUCUAUGGAUGUCGGGAGAUAUGCCUUGGUUGGGUUAGUUGCCACCGCUGCAGCUUUCUUCCUGGCUUAA
This is a messenger RNA of Fusarium keratoplasticum, 666 nucleotides long. RefSeq lists its product as uncharacterized. The transcript is spliced from 2 exons. Lineage: Eukaryota; Fungi; Ascomycota; Sordariomycetes; Hypocreales; Nectriaceae. Bases 1 to 666 code for a protein of 221 amino acids. The record is from RefSeq and is a predicted model, not a curated record.